AUUCUAUAUAUCUCGGUCAGUUUUUUACACAACUGAGAGUUUUUUUUUGUCACAGUUUUGUUCUUUUUUUCUAUAUUGUUGUUUGGAAAUAGAUAAAACAGUUCAGUGCAGUUUAAUGUGCGCAGGUUUUAUUGCUGUUCCAUUUUACAACAAAAACAAAAUAUUAUUUGAGUCACCUUUUUACAUACACACAAAAUCAAAGUUGUUUGUAAACAAAGAAACCAUUUUAGAAUGAUACAAAAAAUGUGAUAGAAAAUAAUGUCUGGUUCUACAUUGCUCCCUAGUUUGAGAUAUUUAUAGAGUUACCGCCUCCUAGUGAUUAUUUUUUUUAUGUGUUUGUAACAUUUCAAAAGAUUUGAAAAAAAUGAAUAUAAAAAGUGAGAAUUUAUGUAAAAAACUUUUGUUAAAUAAUAAACAAUAUUUAAUAAUUUUAAUAUGCUCGUGUAUGAUUUCGACAGCGAAUUCGAGUUCGUCAGCGUUAGCAUCAGAUCGAAUUUUUCAUAGACGACAACAUAAUAAUAAUGAUGUAGAGAAUUCUGGUGCAAGUUCGUUUUCAACAAUACCAGAAGAUACAUCACGUAUUAAACAUGUUGAUGGUUUCCAUUCAGCGUUUAUCAGUUAUUUCGAUGAGAGUUUAAAUACAUAUCGUAAUAAAAGUGAGGUUGGAACAUAUGGUGAAGGCCAUGUUGGUCCUGUAUGGGGUUAUGUUUAUCAUAUUGUAUCCAAGUAUGAUAAAAAUGAUCAUACCGGUUGUGAAUUACCGUUGUCAACAACACAAAGUGAAAUCAGUGAAUUACCACCGAAUAAACCAUGGAUUGCGUUAAUUAAACGUGGUAAAUGUAAUUUUGAGGAUAAAGUGAAUAAUGCACAUAAGAGUAAUGCUGCGGGUGUACUUGUUUACGAUGAUCGGGAUAAGGAUCAUUUAGAUCGAAUGAAAUUGUUAAAUACUGAACGAAAUAUAAGUGCAGUAUUUACCUAUAAAUGGAAAGGUGAAGAAAUUGCACGCUUAAUUGAUUCUGGAUCACGUGUUCGUCUAAAUAUCACUGUUGGUCCACCACAAACCUUGAAGCCAUUUCCUACAAUAAACAGAACAUCGGUACUAUUUGUAUCUAUAUCGUUUAUUGUACUAAUGAUAAUAUCAUUGACCUGGCUUGUGUUUUAUUACGUUCAACGAUUCCGUUAUAUUCAUGCUAAGGAUAAAUUAUCGAGACAACUUUGCAAUGCAGCCAAGAAAGCGCUUUCAAAAAUUCCUACCAAAAAUAUCAAACCAAAUGAUAAGGAAAUUGAAGGAGAUGGUGAAUGCUGUGCUGUUUGCAUUGAACCAUAUAAAAUAUCUGAUAUUAUACGUAUUCUACCAUGCAGGCAUGAAUUCCAUAAAUAUUGUAUAGAUCCAUGGUUAUUGGAACAUCGAACAUGUCCCAUGUGCAAAAUGGAUAUUCUUAAACAUUAUGGAUUUGUGUUUACAGGAAGUCAAGAAAGUAUUUUACAUGUUGACAUUGAAGAAGCAGUACCAGUUGAUAAUCAACAAAGUUUUGAAGGUCCAAGCAAUGAUAAUAUCAUGUCUCGAAUGCAAAGUGAACGACAUACUUUAUUACAGCAUUCAUCACGAGCCAAUUCACGAAACAGUGAACGCAGCAGUCGUGCUUCAACGCCAGACGAACUUACACCGAGCCUAGAAGAAGAAUCACAUGAACAGGACGUGAUCGCAUACACAGAUAAUAAUCGUCGCGAUAAACGAAUGUGUAUAAAUUGUAUGGUGGCAACAAUUGCUACCGAAAACGAAAUACAAAAUUUAAAAGAUGAAUAUCCAUCACAGUCUUCCAAUAAGAUUACAUCAUCCACAACAUCACCGUCUACGGUAGUAUCAACAACACAGUCUGAUAAUACUGCUGAAAAUGACGAUCAGGAUGAAGAUGAUGAUGUCCCUUCAUCGAGUACGACUAGUCCAAGUAAUUCUAAUCAAAACACAUCUCAAAAAUCAGUUGAUAUUAAAAAUUUAGAACUGGAAUAACAAAUUAUUUUAGAUAAGGUUUCCAUUUUAUUCUUAAAUAACUUAAAAUAUUAGCGUAAGAGGUCUAAAUGGAUUCAGCCCUUUCCAGAAUCAUAUCUGGAAAAUGACCCUUGUUACGCUAAUGCGCUGACAAACAGUUGUUAAUGGCAAAACAAUGGCGUUUUCUGUUUUGCGCGUCGGCGAGGAGUAUUUAACGCAAAAUUUAUUUACGUAUUACAAUGUGUUCGAAUAUUACAAGAAUUAUAUGACUUGUAAUAUCUUUUUUAAGUUACAUAAUAAGUACAGAAAACCAUGUUUUAUUGGUUUCAACGUUUACGAUUUCUGUUUUUCCGACAUUUUGUCUGAAACGCAAUGAUAGAAAACGCAAUUAUUUCCAAAGAAUGGUCUAAGCUGGGCUUUAAAAUUUGUAAUUGAAUAAAAUGUCAUUUUAAAUGAGAGAUGCAAAAACAAGGAUUGAUUGACGCAGUUGUAAAGAUAAAUUCCAGGGCUGUGUUUCACACACACACACAUUAGGGCGCGUUAAAUCGGCUAAAUAAGUCAGCAUUUGCUUAUAAGACGGUAGCCAACACGGCUUUUGGUUAACUAACCUAACUUGACUUUGACUUUUGACGCCUUAACUAAAAAAGGAAAUUACGACCCUAAAGUUUCAACCUGACACUUGACGCUGAAUUUGAGCGUUAAAUUAGAUUACGUGGUCUAUUUAGGCCAAGAAAAAACUUAGCAACGUCCCAUCGUAAAAAGUUAAACAUAGUUUAGCUUUUUAUUCUCAGAAAUAAACUUUUGACAGUACUGGCUAAAUAAAUUUAUUUAUAUUUAUUAAUGAAUAUAAAUUUACCAUUAUUAUACCAUGUGUUUUAUUAAAAAUGAGGUUAAGGAAUUACACUCAGUAUGUAUAUCUCGAAAUAUCGACUUUCGAUAUCAAUAAACUUUUUUGUCACUCAUUUUAACAAUUUGACGCUGACUCUGGACGUACCUCUAUUUUUUCAGCUAAGUGGAACCCUAAUUUGACGCUCAAAACCAGCGUAAACCGUUAUCAUGAGAACGAAAAAGUUCAGUUUAGAACCAUUUCUAAUUUUAUAAAUGAAAAGAAUUAAAACUGUGAUUUUUCAAUUUUAACACACAUUCAAAAACUCAAUUACGACGAUUAUUUAUAUAUUCGACUUAAACAUAGAGGUUAUAAAGAAAAAGAACGAUCGUUAUAGAAAAUAUUGUCCCCAAACUCUGGGCAAAAUAAAGUGAGGCGCUGGGAUCGCUAAGUUGUCUCAUUA
Molecule: messenger RNA, 3279 nt
Organism: Chrysoperla carnea
Lineage: Eukaryota; Metazoa; Arthropoda; Insecta; Neuroptera; Chrysopidae
Product: protein goliath-like
Exons: 8
Coding region: 365-2011 (548 amino acids)
Source: RefSeq, a predicted model, not a curated record